AUGCAUGCGGCUGCCCCCCAUUUUCUGUGGCCGUUUGCGGUCAGGUACGCGGCGCAUCAGAUCAACCUUCACCCCAAGGUCUCCAGGCCGGAGACCUCCCCAGGCUUGCUGUGGACGGGGAAGGUUGGCGAUGCGUCGGCGUUCCGGGUCUGGGGAUCUCGGGCGUUUGUCCGCGACUUGUCUGCGGACAAGCUGUCCCCUCGUGCUGCUCCUUGCGUCUUCCUGGGGUUCCCCCCUGACGCUCCUGGGUGGCAGUUCUACCACCCCACCUCUCGCCGUGUUCUGACCUCCCAGGACGUCACGUUCGACGAGUCGGUCCCCUACUACCGCCUCUUCCCCUACCGCACUCCGUCCCUCCCCCCGCCCCCGCUCUUCCUUGUACCAGGUCCCCCCCAGGUAGACCCCCUCCCCCCUCAGGAUCGUGCCCCUUCAGGUGUGUCCCAGGUAGAUGCAGUCGAGCCUAUCGAGGUCACUGGUGACUCUGGUGCUGCUAAGGGUGCUGAGCCUGGGGGUGCUGUGCCUGGGGGUGCUGAGCCUGGGGGUGCUACGCCUCGGGGUGCUUUGCCUAGGGGUGCCGGGCCUGGGGGUGCUGAGACUGGAGGUGCUCCGCUUGGAGGUUCUCUGGGUGCUUCGUCUCGCCGGGAGCCACUCUCUCCACAGGAGCUGCGCGAGUGGUUUGCCCGGCGCUGGAGCCGUGCAGCUGGUGCUGGAGUUUCUUUGGCUACUGGGGGUGCUGAGCCUAGGGGUGCUGAGCCUCGGGGUGCUGAGCUUGGGGGUGCUACGCCUGGGGGUGCUGAGCCUGGGGGUGCUGAGCCUGGGGGUGCUGAGCCUGGGGGUGCUGAGCCUGGAGGUGCUCCGCCUGGAGGUUCUCCGGGUGCUUCGUCUCGCCGGGAGCCACUCUCUCCACAGGAGCUGCGCGAGUGGUUUGCCCGGCGCUGGAGCCGUGCUGCUGGUGCUCGAGGUUCGUCGGCUACUGAGGGUGCUGCUGUCGCGGGUCCCGGAGGUACUUGUCCUGGGAGUACUAGAGCUGCUGGGCCUGCAGGUUCGACUGGAGCUGGUGCUGCUGAGGGUGUUGGCGCUGAGACUACCACCGGCGGUCCUGCUAGGGGUGUGCCUGUUGCUGCUGGAGGUUCUGGAGCUCCUAGAUGUGCUGCUGGAGCGGGUGCUCCUACUGGAGGUGCUGCUGAGGGUGUUGGCGCUGAGACUACCGCUGGCGGUCCUGCUGGGGGUGCCCCUGGUGCUGCUGGAGUUUCUGGAGCUACUGGUGGUGCUGCUGGAGCGGGUGCUCCUGCUGAGGGUUCUGGUGCUGGCCUACAGUUGCAGCCUACCUCCCCUUUGCCUGCUCCUUCUCCCUACACUGGUCCUACUGGAGGUCUUGCUGAGCGUCGUGAGCCUGCGUCUCGCCCUGCGUCGCCUGUCCGUGCUACUCGCACUAGUGGUCGCGGUUCGCGUCAGCGUCCUCCUCCUGUCCCUGGCACGCACCGGAUGUCUCUACGUCCGUCCACUGCUCCUCUGCGUGCCCCUUUGCCUUCUCCUCCUGAGUCCUCUCUUCCUGCUCUUGCCGACCCGGAGUCGGACUCUCUUCGUGCUGCCAGUCCUACUGUCACGCGUCUCCUUGCUACUGUUGUCACUGACCCUUCUUUCGAGUCUACUGUUGCGUUUGCUCUCGUUACUGAGCUCGUCGACUAUGACUAUGCUGCUAGUCUUGUCGCUGAGUCUGAGUCUGUCUGUCCUCCGUCCGUCGGGGGUGAGUGUGCCCUUGGCACGGACGUCCUUGAGGACAGGCAGGAGGAGUUCCAGUGUCUGGCAGCUGCUUCACCUCAUCUCGUGUCCGUACUGCUUACCCCUGAGGGAGACCUGGAUUCACUUGACAUCCCGACUCCGCGCUCUUACGCGGAGGCGAUAGAGGGUCCCUACUCCUCUCAGUGGCAGGCAUCUAUGGAUGCAGAGAUGGCUUCCUGGAAGUCCACAGGCACCUACGUUGACGCUGUCCCCCCUCCUGGGGCGAACAUCGUCAGUGGCAUGUGGAUCUUCAGGGUGCAGCGGCCGCCGGGUUCUCCGCCUGUCUUCAAGGCGCGUUACGUGGCUCGUGGCUUCAGUCAGCGGCACGGAGUUGACUACUUUCAGACCUUCUCCCCCACCCCGAAGAUGACCACUCUUCGGGUACUGGUGCACGUUGCUGCUCACCGUGACUACGAGCUGCACUCUCUUGACUUCAGCACAGCUUUCUUGCAGGGCAGCCUGCACGAGGAGAUCUGGCUGCGCCGCCCACCUGGCUUCACUGGGUCUUUCCCUCCUGGUCCCCAGUGGAGUCUCCGGCGUCCAGUCUACGGUCUCCGCCAGGCGCUACGUGAGUCGCACGACACACUGAGGACUACGCUUGUGGCUCUUGGGUUUGCUCCUUCUACUGCCGACCCGUCGCUGUUUCUGCGCACCGACACCUCUCUGCCGCCGUUCGACAUCCUCGUGUACGUCGACGACUUGGUCUUUGCCACAACUGACACUGCUGGACUCGCCUACGUGAAGUCCGAGCUGCAGAAGAGACACACGUGCACAGACCUGGGUGAACUGCGCAGCUACCUUGGCUUGCAGAUCACCCGGGACAGAGCACGCCGCACCAUUACCUUGACUCAGUUACACAUGGUGCAGCAGGUCCUUCAGCGCUUCGGCUUCACGUACUCCUCGCCUCAGGCCACUCCUCUGUCUACUCGCCACUCGCUCUCAGCUCUGCCUUCGGAUGAGUCCGUAGAGUCGAGUGGCCCGUACCCAGAGCUUGUUGGCUGCCUCAUGUACCUGAUGACCUGCACACGACCUGACCUUGCAUACCCUCUAAGCAUUCUUGCACGCUAUGUUGCUCCUGGGAGACACUGA
Molecule: messenger RNA, 2871 nt
Organism: Closterium sp. NIES-65
Lineage: Eukaryota; Viridiplantae; Streptophyta; Zygnematophyceae; Desmidiales; Closteriaceae
Source: the annotation of a GenBank genome assembly